GUCCAUGAAUUUAAAUUCAAGUUAAACUCGUGUAAACUAGUUACCUGUUUCUGUGAUUACCUGUUUUCACAUUAUGCAUUUAUUUAAUUAAGCUAAUGGCCAGUUAUGUCAAGGUAAUCCACAGGUUGUUGUUGAAAAGCUGAACAACAAUGUUAGCUAAAUCUGGUCUUGUUGCCGUUGUCGCUGCCUCUUUUAUCCACCACUACUGCUUACUGAAUUAUCGUUGAGGUAAAACAUGAAAUUAAUUUAAGCGACCAUACACUUUAAUGAAAGUGUUGAGCUCUGAAGUUUCCCUAUUGGACAGAGGAGCUCGCUCAGUCGUACGUCCGACCAUUUAUGCAAAUCCGCUCUACCCGAAUAUGGACACGGAGGAGUGAAAUAUGGUGGAGGAGGCGAACAUGGAGGACCGAGGACCGUGAGAGCGCUGCGGUAGUGUUUUUUGGGGGGUUGUAAGAAGAAACGUGGAUGUACCCUCAGCAGGACUAUUUCAACGGACAACCUCGGUGGAAAGUUUUUCAUUUGCGUCUCCAUUCUUUGCGCCGACAAGUGCGUCGAGGUAGAGUUUGUUGUAAUGCAGUGAAGACCGACUUUUUCGGGGGGAUAAAAAGCAGGGCAGAGGGCUCCAGCCCUCUCACCAUCCCGACGCUAUGCCGUGGGUCAGCGGCGGUAAGCGGAGAGAGAGCUCGGAGCUGCCGCUGCCCGCGGGCUGGGAGGAAGCCCGGGAUUACGAUGGCAGAGUGUUUUAUAUCGACCACAACACCCGGCAAACUUCAUGGAUUGACCCCAGAGAUAGGAUCACUAAACCGCUGACGUUUGCCGACUGUGUUGGAGAUGAACUGCCUCUCGGGUGGGAGGAAGUUUAUGACCAGCAAGUGGGAGUUUACUACAUCGACCACAUCAACAAGACCACCCAGAUUGAGAACCCGCGGACUCAAUGGCGGCAGGAGCAGGAGCGCAUGCUGAAGGAGUACCUUGUGGUGGCCCAGGAGGCCCUCAAAGCCAAGAAGGAGAUGUACCUGGUCAAGCAGCAGCGUCUGGAGCUGGCUCAGCAGGAAAUGUUGCUCUUCCACGAGCUCUCUGAGGACAACCGCUCCAUCGCCAGCACGCUCUCCGGCUCGUCCUCAAACGCGAAAUACGACCCUGACCAAAUAAAAGUGGAAAUAGCUUGUAGACGAGAGCGGCUCUCCAGACUGAAGCAGGAGCUGGCCCAGGUGAAGCAGGAGCUGCAGUAUAAGGAAAUGGGAGUGGAGACCCUGCAAGAGAUUGACAGGAAGAUGUCCUGCAGUCAGACAAACUACAAGCUGGAUGAGGCUCAAGCCAUCUUCAACGAGCUGCGUAGCAUCAAGAAGGCCAUCAGCACAGGCGAGAAGGAGAGGCAGGACCUCAUUCAGAGCCUGGCGAAGCUGACGGUGAACUUCCAAAGCAGCUUGUCUGUCAGCGACUCGGCCAACGAGAUGGCGAACAGCACUGGAAACGUGGGUGACUCGUGCAGUCUGCAGCAGUACUGUGACACUGGCUGUCAGACUGACAUCAUGGGAGAGUAUGGUUCCCAAGAUUCCUCGCAUUUAGUGGACAAAGUGAAAGUCAACUGGCAGUACGAGGAAGCCAAGAAAAAGGUGCAGAGUAUACAGCACCAGCUAGCACAGCUGGACAGUGAGAGCUGGUCGGGGCGGGCCGAGGCGGACCGCGACCGGGACUUCAUGCAGCUCCUGCGCGAGAAGGAGGCCCUCCUGCAGGAGAUCAUCCUGGUCAGCAAGCAGCAGCACCCUCCAGAGACGCUGCUGCAGCUGGAGGAGGAGCGCUCCAGGCUGGAGGAGGAGGUGCAGAGGGCCCACAGCUCCCAGAGCCAGGGAGCCAAUCAGAGGAUCCUGCAGCAGGAGAAGAGGAACGUUCUGCUGAGACAGCUGGAGGAGGCAACACGCAUCACCACCUACCUUCACUCCCAGCUGAAGAGCCUGUCGGCCAGCUCUCUGACGGUGUCGUCCAGCAGCAGCCGCGGCUCUCUAGCCUCCAGUCGGGGCUCCCUGGCGUCCAGCCGAGGCUCCCUCAGCUCCAUCAGUUUCAGUGACAUCUACGGCCACCCCCAGUACGAGCGUCUCGACGGGGCCGGGGAGCCGCUCGACCCCCACCUACGCUUCCUGCUGCCGCCAGAGACCGUGUCCAGAGACUGCUCCAUGUUCACUCCCGACCCCCUGAACCAGAGCAAAACCAAACGCUCCCACGACACCCCGCAGUCCCUGGCUUCCCUCUCCUCCCGCUCCUCCCUCUCCUCCCUGUCGCCGCCCAGCUCUCCCAUGGACACACCCUACCACUCUGCCCCUCAGGACUGCCCUCUCACCCAGAUGACGGAGGAAUACAUGGAGCAGGCAGGCCGCGGCCUGUUAGAGGGGCUGCGGGCCCAGUCGCAACCCCUGUCGCACACCGCCAUGUUGAGCAGCGAGGACGCGGUCGGCCCUGCUGCGAGUCACAGAGACAGCGGGGCCCAGGGGGCUUUCACCUCCACAGGAGUGACUCUGAGGGGAAACAGUGGCAACAGAAGUGGCAGGAGGGCCAGGAGAGUCUCUGCAGGUGUCUCUGAGGAUGCUCUGGCCACAGACAGCGGUGUGUUCGAGGCCUGGGGCAGAAGGGCAGAGGAGUCUGAUGAGAUGUCAUACAUGAAAGAGCUGAGCUCUGUGAGCGAAACCACCCAGAUCCAACUGGGAUUGCUGUGGGAGUCCAGUUCUCAGUCUCUCCGGCUACAUCUGCUACAGCUCAAGAAUUUGAACCGGUCCAUUGUGAGAGACGGCUAUAAAGUGUAUGUGAAGGUGCACUUGAUCCCACUGGAUGCCGGCCGGGCCUGUGCGUUUUACUGUUGUACGGCGUUGGAGCCGCAGUCCCAGAUGAGUUUCAACGAAGGCUUCCGCAUUCCUGUGCCUGCAAACGCCCUGGCGGUGUGUGCUCUGCAGCUGUCCGUCUGCUCGCUGGGACCUCAGGCUCAGGAGGAACUACUGGGUACAGCCCAGGUGAGCCUGGCAGAUUGUGAGGGAAGUGCAGAGAUGGUUUACCACUGGCUGAGAGUGCAGAUGUUGAGCGGGACUGAGUUGCCCAGGCCUGAACAGAAGAGCCUCAGCCACCGCAGACACCACGACAGCCAGGAAGACGAGCAAAGGCCCAGAGCCAUGGACACUAUAUGCACUCUGCUGUCGCGCACCACCACCACCCAUCUGGAGGAGCGGGAGGCAGAGCUGGAGCUGCAGAGGCUGGAGAAGCAGGAUGAGCCGGGGGAGGCGGCGUCUGAGAGGAGUCGGCAGGCAGAGUCAGUGGACAGCGGCUGCAGCAACAGCACAGCCUUCACAGCUCCCUACUCAGAGGGCCUGUGUGCAGAGGGCAUCUGCAUCAUCACUGGGGGGCGCUGUGAUCAGACAACCGGCAGACUCUCUGCAGUAAAGGUGGAGAAGGCCACCAUGACAGAAGGCCUGUUCCCAGAGCCGGUGCGAGUCCGGCCCAAAGAGAGGGGGGGUCGCUGGGGUCACGCCUCGCCAUUCAUGCGUGGCAGCACCAUCGUUCGCUCUCAGACCUUCUCUCCUGGCGCUCGCAGUCAGUAUGUCUGCAGGUUAUAUCGCAGCGACAGUGACAGCUCAACUCUACCAAAGAAAUCACCCUUUGUCAGGAACACGCUGGAAAGAAGAACGCUGCGAUAUAAGCAGCAGUCGUACCGCUCCUCCCUGGCCGAGCAGCCGACACGUACCUCCCUGGACCUGGAGCUGGACCUCCAGGCCUGCAGGACGCGUCAGAGGCAGCUGACGGAGGAGCUGAGCGCCCUGAGGGAGCUGAAGCUGCGACUGGAGGAGCCGCAAGCCAGGGAGGACACCGAGCUCCCCCAUUGGGCCCUGAGGGACGAGCGCUUCCGCUGCCUUCUCAGAGAGGCCCAGAGACAGGCCAGCCAAAGCAAGCAGGAGCAGCGUCAGGAGGAGGCGGCAGAGAGGAGGCUGAGGAAGGCUUCCAAAGAGGUUCUGCAGAUGAGGGGGCAGAGCCAUAAGGAGCCUCUGCCUGUGCAGACAUUCAGAGAGAAGAUGGCUUUUUUCACUAGACCAAGGUUCAACAUACCUCCUUUGCCAGCUGACGAUGUAUGAGAGCUUGCCUCUGUGUUCUGUGACUAAACAUGAAGUAUUUGUCAAAUUUUCUGAGCUCAUGAAGUUAUUUCUACCACGGACGCGGGCAGGGUGACACGCAAAUGAUGUUGAAGAUUAGAAGGUUUCGCAUUUUCAGAAGUGUUUGUGCGGCUAUUAUAAACAUGAACACACUUGACACAGUUAUCGACAACGGCAAGGCUGUUCAUUUCCUUUCUGGGGAAGACGCCUCUCAUAAGGAAACUAUCUCUUUACUCCUGUAUGAGUUUCUUCUGUGGUUUGUGCUUAAAAAAGGCUGGAAGACGGGAACAAAAGUCAGUUUGGACAAAUUCACUGUACUGUAACUUAUUUUAUAGUACUUUUCCUUGAAGGAAAUUAAUAAAAACGCUUCCUGCUUUUUAAGUGUAUUUUGUAGCUUUGAACAAAUAGCACUUCAAUGUUUUUACAUACAGUUAAAUGGAACUAUUUUCUGAUUUUGUUUUCUGUUACCUAAUUCUUAAAAGUUAUUUACAUCAAAUGUCACUUUGUAAUCCACUUUUAUUACAGAUGUCAUUGUCCUUUUGUUAUGUUAUUAAAAUUAUUAUUUCAUGUACUUUUCAAUAUAUGGAUGAAUAUAUGAAACACUGUAUUCAGAUUUUUUUUAUGAUGUCUGUAUGAACAUCUGCAGUGUUACCUCUUGUGAAGAUAAAUCCAUUAAACCACGUCUUGACGCUCGG
Molecule: messenger RNA, 4825 nt
Organism: Siniperca chuatsi (mandarin fish)
Lineage: Eukaryota; Metazoa; Chordata; Actinopteri; Centrarchiformes; Sinipercidae
Gene: wwc3
Product: WWC family member 3
Exons: 23
Coding region: 648-4112 (1154 amino acids)
Biological process (GO): negative regulation of organ growth; regulation of DNA-templated transcription; cell migration
Cellular component (GO): cytoplasm
Molecular function (GO): molecular adaptor activity; kinase binding
Source: RefSeq, a predicted model, not a curated record